Molecule: messenger RNA, 558 nt
Organism: Ilex paraguariensis (yerba mate)
Lineage: Eukaryota; Viridiplantae; Streptophyta; Magnoliopsida; Aquifoliales; Aquifoliaceae
Source: the annotation of a GenBank genome assembly
AUGGAGGAGCAGCAGCAGCAAGUGUUGAUGCCGCCGGUGAAGAAGACGAUCAUGAAAGUCUUGGUAGCCAUCGACGAGAGUGAUGCGAGUUUCUACGCGCUCAAGUGGACACUCGAUCGUCUCUUCCUGCGGUCUGCCGUUGCAACGCCGACACCGGAGCCAUCCAACCUGGAGGAUUCCGACGUGCUCACCGUCGUUCAUGUCAUCCAGCCAUUUCAACACUACAUCCUCCCGGCUAUACCCCCGGUGCCUGUGUAUGUGGAUAUGGAAGCUUCAAGGAAGGUUCAGGAAGAGAAUGUUGCUUCAAUACUCUCUCGUGCAUUACGGAUGUGCAAAGAAAAAAUGAUCAAAGCAGAAACUUUAAUUCUUCAAGGAGACCCAAAGGAAAUGAUUUGCCAAGCUGUAGAGGAUAUGAAUGCUGAUCUUCUUGUUGUUGGUAAUCGAGGACGAAGCAAGAUCAAAAGGGUCUUGUUGGGUAGUGUAAGUGAUUACUGUGCUCACCAUGCAAAAUAUCCAGUCCUCAUUGUGAAGCCAGGAAAGGAGUCGUCCCAGAAGUGA